UCUCGGUGAAAAUUUCCCGCCUAAAGUUUUGUCGGUACUUCAGUGGUUGAUUUAAGUUUAACGACUGGUAUACUGAUGAAUGAAGUUUUCGGUUUUUCUUUGCCUAGUGUUAUAUUUAUUAUGAAUAUGAUUUUGUAAAUCUCAUUAAUUUUAUAAAAGCAAACAUUUUGCCAUGGGGCAAAGGACUCAUUUUACAUCUGUGAAACAGGGCGAGCUGAAGUUUCUAAGAGAACUGCCUGUUUUCAAAGAUAUUGGAGGUGAUCGAAUAUUGAUAUAUGAAGCGACGGAGUUGGUCGGUUUCAGUGCAGACAAUGAACACCUAGACCGGUACGCCAAUACGCUCCAGGCCAGACUCAAGGCACAAUGCAAAGAAGCUGUCAUAGUCGACUUUUCCCUUGUCGAAAGCCUGCCUUACACUUCUCACGCCCUUCAAAUCCUGAUCAGCUUGGAUAAAAAGAUAAAAUAUCACUCUGUCUUUCUGACUUUCAUCAACUCCGAUACGGAAUCGAACAACCUCUUCCCUCUUCUCUUCGUAUCGCAGAGCUCAACAACAGUCAUCAAUAUGGUUCACAAAAUUAUUUCAAAGAUGUUUUCCUGUUGCAUCAAAAACUAUAAAAUACUUAAAGAGGAAUUGCUUUGGAUGACAGCAAUAGGUAUGAAUGAAUUGCUAAGGAGAAGGAUUAACGAAGGCCUGCUCGUAACAUAUUCCUUCCCAUUCUAUUCGGGUGGCAUCAUACAUUCUGCAAUUUCUGAGGAUUUGGUCCUCUACCUUUGGCAUAAAUAUUUGUACAAUAAUGAGAACAGAAUCAGCCUGUCCAAUCUACAAAAAAUGUUUCUAGACUUGGAGCAACACUUAUUCAACACCUAUGGCAUAAAUUUUUCCACUUUUGAAAUAAAACAAAUCAAAAUGAAAGGUGUAAAUAUAACGUGCCUGUCAACGAUUGAAUUGAAGAUCGUUUCACCUGAAAUUCUCUACAUAAUGCUACUUUAUCUUCACAGUCUGAUAUUUGAAAGGAAAGGCGCAACAUUUCAAUUGGAAUAAAAUACGAAUGGGAUUUUUAAAGAGAUUUGGUCAAUGAUUAUGACAAAUUAAAAUUUUAUUCGGUAAGUUCUUCUGAACAGCCAAUGUUGGAGGACAUGACUUUUGUGUACAUUUAUCAUUAAAAGAUUUUCUAUGCAUA
Molecule: messenger RNA, 1181 nt
Organism: Cimex lectularius (bed bug)
Lineage: Eukaryota; Metazoa; Arthropoda; Insecta; Hemiptera; Cimicidae
Exons: 5
Coding region: 173-1042 (289 amino acids)
Source: RefSeq, a predicted model, not a curated record